AAAAAAAAUCUUUUUUUAAAUUUAAAAUAUGUGUCUUGUAGAGGGCGUAUAGGUCUGGAAAUAAACGUCAAAGAUAGCACAUUGUUUCAGUAUGAUUGAUGUUUACUUUUAAGUUCCGUUUGGUAUGCACGCUGUUUACAAUGAAAACUGAAAAUCAUUGCUUGUUAGACAUUCAAACACAAUUUUUGUGUUGUUUGCCAAUAAAAAAGUUCGCAUGGAAGGAUACAUUAAAGGAUCUAUCAUGGGAUGCACAAAAGAAUUUACUAAAUGAAACUGUGGAUUUGGUGAUACUUCAGAAAUAUCCGCUGGAUACGAAUUAUGUAAUUCGUUUCCUAAGAUUUGUAAUUAAUGAUUUGGAAAGUCAGGCUAUUGAAGUUCAUGACGACUUGUAUACAACACUUUGCGCGUAUCAAUCCAAAUCCAAUGAAAAUGCCGAAUAUUUUUACAAGCACUAUCGCAUUCGAGCAAAUGAAAAUGAUGAUUUUCAGACAGUAAUUCUCAAAGAAAAUCGAAAUAAAAUAUCGCAAGGUACGACCGGCCUUAAUAUUUGGGAAUCAGCGUUGGCCAUAAGUGAAUGGGCCCUUCAAAAUAAAAACAUAUUUGACAGUAAAAAUGUUAUCGAAUUAGGAGCAGGUACUGGACUCAGUAGUCUAAUCAUAGCAAAAUGUUGUUCACCGAAAUCCAUUUGCAUCACUGAUGGUCAUGUAAAAGUUAUUGAAAAUUUACUAGAAAAUGUGCACAAUAACUUUGAAAAAUCGUCUGACGAUCGUUUUCACCACGGCACCCAAACUGUGAUCGAUGCCAUGAUGUUAGAUUGGAUGACCAUAACUGAGAAAUUUAUCAAAGAACGUCUAAUGCAAGUGGACUUAAUCAUAGCUGCAGAUGUCAUCUAUGACAAUUUAUUGUUUGAAUCACUCUUAACUACCGUUCGAAUGCUCUUUGAUCACUGUGAUAAUUGUGAGAAAUUCAUGUUAGCGAACGCUGUUCGAAAUGAGGACACUGAACACGAAUUUUUGAUGAAACUUGGAACAUUUGGACUUCAGUAUCAAGUCGAACCUACCAUUACUUCAAAACUACUUUAUUGGGAACCAAAUGAGUUUUCUCCAAUUAAACUUUACUCGAUUACCAAAAAAAGACAAUAAACAGUUUUUACCGUAUCGGCAUUUUCCAUCGUAUAACAUCUGGGUUUAACUGAGCAAUGGGAAAUUAAAAUAAAAAGACAUUUGUUUUUUUGUUUAAAUAAAAUCUCAAUUUAUUCAAAA
Contarinia nasturtii (swede midge) is the source of this 1262-nucleotide messenger RNA. Its product is annotated as protein-lysine N-methyltransferase EEF2KMT. Bases 99 to 1142 code for a protein of 347 amino acids. The record is from RefSeq and is a predicted model, not a curated record. Lineage: Eukaryota; Metazoa; Arthropoda; Insecta; Diptera; Cecidomyiidae. The transcript has 4 exons.